Messenger RNA from Pollicipes pollicipes, 1598 nucleotides. RefSeq names its product alpha- and gamma-adaptin-binding protein p34. Lineage: Eukaryota; Metazoa; Arthropoda; Thecostraca; Pollicipedomorpha; Pollicipedidae. Bases 107 to 988 code for a protein of 293 amino acids. The transcript is spliced from 6 exons. The record is from RefSeq and is a predicted model, not a curated record.
CCAAGGCUACCUAACGUCAACUAACGUGCUACGCGAUCGUGAUCCCGCCGUCGCCAAGCCAGGCGCUCGGUUAUUGCCUUUGCAAGCAGGCAACGAUCUGUUCAAUAUGCUGCCAGACACAGAGCCAUGUGUCUUUAUCUAUGGUCCAGAAUCCACUGUGGUUAACAACAUUAUUCACAAUAUGCCUGGAUCAUCACUGGAUGAGAGAAGCAGUUCAGAUCUGGUUGUUUGCUAUCCUUGGCAUGUGGACAAUAAAUACUACACUGCUGAUGUUUUGCUGUGCCAUGUUCAGAGAAAGGGUCUUCCAGACAAGAAUUUGGCAGAUAGGUGUGAAGCUGUUGUCAUCUACUUCAACUCUGAUGAGGCCAAUGGACUGGAUGAAGUGGACUCAAUAUUGGCAUUCACCAAGGAAUUUGAGCCAGAUGUUUGCAUUCUUGUGUGCAACACCUGCCAUGAGAAUACUCCUGUCUCCAGGUUACGAGCGCAAGAGUGGUGCGUCGGUCACGGCUUCGAGCUUGUAGAACUAAGCCCCUCAGAGGAGGCUGAUCCCGACGACGACUUUCCGGAGACGACCGGCGUACAGCGGAUCACGCAGGCACUGCACGCGCACACCUGGUCUAACCUCGUCAUGAAAGACCACCGGCCGGAGGUGUCCAACCGUCUGCUGGACGAGCUGACCGAGGAGCGGCCGAGCGCCGUCCCGACGGCGGCCGCGCCGGCGCCGACGCCCGCCGACAACAGAGAUACGGACGCCGUCGACUCGCUGGUGUCGGAGAUGGCCGCGAUGGUGGGGCCCGCCGCUGGCGCCGCAGGCUCGGACGGCGUUGACGACUUCGAAGCACUUUUCUCGCAGCUGGCCGAGCUGCGCGCGGCGGCGGCGCGCGUGCCGGAGAGCCAGCGACACGACUACGCCGAGCGGGUGGCGAUGGCGUUCCUGCGCUCCAUGGGCGGCGACGAAGACGAGCCGACGGCCGACGACUCCGACUGAGCGCCGGGGCGGCUGAGGUCGCCACCCACGCGCGGCUGUGUGUGGUGUCGGCCGUGCUGAUGAGGGGUUCAUGUGUGGAUCAGUGCAUUUCGUGAGAGCUGUUGCUUUGUUUUGAUAUGUUGUUUUGGCAGGCGUGGGCGAUGAAAUGACUGCCGGUUUAUGUAUGUGGCAGCGGUCUUGCGCUUGCGGUGUUUGAGUUAUGUUCAUGGUGUGAGAGGCCUGAUGCCGAGGUGUGAGCUGACGGUGAAAAGGUAAGAACCAUUGAAGAACGUUGUGCAGUCGUUUGUUCUUUGAUUAGUUUCAAGACCAUGGUGCAAGCAUGCCUAUUUCAGCCGUUCCUGGCGUGGAGCAGCAUAUGGGGCGUUACUCGGCAUAAGUUAUUUCCAUUAGUGGUUUAGGUUGACGAACGCGUUUACCAUUUUGUCACGUACAGGACGCCGUAGGAUAAUGCAGAAAUAGUAUCAUAACGCCGUGAGAAGCGUAAUGACCUGCAUGCAUGUGUCUUUGCCAGUUCAAGGUAUUCAUUUCACCGCAUCAUUGAGGUGUGACUAAUGUACGAGGGUAUUCAUGUCGCGUCCAUAGUGCAGUCCGAAUAUUGAUGAAUGCAGAC